AUGGCGGGGCCAGUGGUCGGCUCAAUCUUUGCCGUCUUGGUCGUCAUCGUCGCUGUCGUCGCCGGCGUUUGGUAUCUGCAGCGUCGACGGGAGAAAUCACGGAUGCGCCAGGAAGCCAAACGGAUGCGCAGCUCAAACUUCGGUCUCUACGAACCAGGCGAGUUGAUCCAUGAAAAACGGGCAAGCAUCGAGGCCACACUAGAGGCGGAUCUUGCCCGGCUGCGGAACUUGGACGUCAACAUCCCUAUCAUCGUUGAUGAUUAUGAUGCCAAAGGUCCACAGCCGCCAACCACCGAGUUAUCCCAACCAUUCCCUUCCUUGCUUAUCGCCCGCAAGCCGAGCUGCCGCGUCAAGAAUUCUUUCGAGGUCGGCUCCUUAGGCGCCGCUGGACACCACUUUGUUCCAGAAUCAAGUGCCAAUGCACCGGGCUACAGUCAGUCUGAACGAGCCGAGGAGUAUGAUGCAUAUCAAUCCCCAACAAAGGCAACUGGAUUAUAUUAUAAUUUACCCGCAAGUGCACUGUCAGUAAAAACCCCAGCCGAUGCCAAACCGGUCUUCCAAAUAGAAGACCCAGCUCAUCAUCCUCCGGCUUUUUUCGCACCAGAGCCGAAAAGCGAUGAUGCACAGAGAUCUGAUUCUAUAAACGACUUCCAACGAUGGUGUCAUAACCAAGGACAUAUUGAGCCAUCCUCAUUCGAUCAAAACAGUUGGCCUCAAUCCCCUUCGAUCGAUUCUAGUAACCGCGAAAUCUCCCCUCUAUCUAUGGCCGUCCAGAACUCGUUCUCUAUGCCCAACCUUCCUCCGCUGCCCCCCCUUCCUGAACACCUUCUCAUGAACCCUUCCCCUUCCAACAACCCUCUCGAAUUCACCAUCCACAAUGUCGAUGUUGAUUCCAAUCGGAAACCAAUCACUUUAUCCGUAGAUCCCUCCCGAGCUUCAAACUACCCACCACACUCUGAUAAACUUGUUUAA
Molecule: messenger RNA, 972 nt
Organism: Puccinia triticina
Lineage: Eukaryota; Fungi; Basidiomycota; Pucciniomycetes; Pucciniales; Pucciniaceae
Exons: 1
Coding region: 1-972 (323 amino acids)
Source: RefSeq, a predicted model, not a curated record